Vanrija pseudolonga is the source of this 2394-nucleotide messenger RNA. RefSeq names its product Oligopeptide transporter 5. NCBI's taxonomy places the organism in Eukaryota, Fungi, Basidiomycota, Tremellomycetes, Trichosporonales, Trichosporonaceae. Gene Ontology annotation, cellular component: plasma membrane. Gene Ontology annotation, biological process: transmembrane transport. The record is from RefSeq and is a predicted model, not a curated record. The transcript has 2 exons. Bases 1 to 2394 code for a protein of 797 amino acids. Gene Ontology annotation, molecular function: oligopeptide transmembrane transporter activity.
AUGUCCGAGCUGCACCACCGCCACUUUGCGCACCCCGAACCCGCGGUCGAGGAGCGCGGCGCCGCGCCGUUCCCCGAGGUGCCCGAGACGGACGUCACGCACGAGAAGGACGUCGUGGUGAGCGAAAAGCCCAAGGGGAGCGAGUACGUCGACGCGAGCGUGCUCGACCCGAACGCCGACUCGUCGCGCGAGGCGUCAAACGAAAAGCUCGCGCAUGAGCCUGUCGAGACAGAACACAUCAUCAAGACUGGCGCCGAUGCCGCCAACUACCUCCUCUCGAUCCGCGACGACCAUGACCAGGCGCUCACCGUGCGCUCGAUGGUGCUCGGCACGGCGGUCGCCGCGUUCCAGGCGACCAUGAACCAGAUCUACCUUUUUAAACCCACCAACGUCACCAUCUCCGGCACGUUCAUCGUCCUCAUCAUCUGGUUCCUCGGUCGGCUGUGGGCGUUCGCCCUGCCCCGCGGUGACCGUCUGCUGGCGAAGCGCGGACCCGACGCGCCACGCCCGUGGUGGGUCUCGGCGCUGGUCCUCCUCAACCCCGGUCCCUUCACACUCAAGGAGCACGCCGUGGCGGCGAUUACUGCGUCGUCGGCCUCCAACGGUGCGGCUUCCAUCUCCGUCUUCACCGUCCAGAAGCUGUUCUACAACACGGGCCUGAACGCUGCGACGGUCAUCCUCUCGACGUUGUCCAUCGGCCUGUUCGGCUACGGCCUGACGGGCAUCUUGCGGCCCAUGACGGUGUGGCACGUCGAGUCGGUGUACUGGACCAACAUCCCGCUCGUGAAGAUCCUGCAGGCGCUGCACUGGGACGACCUGCACGACUCGAAGCCGCUCCGCUGGUUCUGGUACUGCUUCUCCGGCAUGACAGUGUACGAGUUCCUCCCGGCGUACAUCAUGCCGUGGCUUAACUCGGUCUCGGUGCCGUGCCUCGCCGCGAUGCACACCAAGGGCAGCCGGGGCGCGAUCCUCAACAACAUCUUCGGCGGGUCGCUCAACAACCAAGGUCUCGGCAUCCUCAACUACUCGUUCGACUGGCAAUACCUCACGAGCACGGCCGCGUCGAUGCCGCUCAAGCUCCAGGCCAACUUCGCCGCGGGUAUCGUCAUCUGCUACAUCGCCAUGAUCGCAGUGUACUACGGCAACGCUUGGGGCGCAAAGGCGCAGCCCUUCAUGUCGACGAGCUUGCGUACCGCCGCGGGCGGGCGAUACAACUCGAGCGCAGUGUUCAUCAACGGUAUUCUCGACGAGGCCAAGCUCGAGAGCGUAGGCCUCCCCCAGCUCGCCGGCACGUACACGUGGGCGCUGAUGAUUGGCAACGCGGCGAUCGGCGCGCUCAUCGGCCACAUCAUCCUCUUCUGGGGCAAGGAUAUCGUCGAGACGGUCAAGAAGCUGCGCAAGAACGAGAUCGACGACCGCCACCACAGGAUCAUGAUGGAAAACUACAAGGAGGCCCCGUGGUGGUGGUACAUCACCAUCCUGAUCGGCGCGUUCGUCCUCGGCAUCAUCGUCGUGACAGUGGAGCACCUCACUCUCCCAGUCUGGGGGUACAUUGUCGCGCUCCUCCUCGGCGCGUUCAUCUCGCCGUUUUCGACAAUCCUGUACGCGCGCUUCGGAAACGGCAUCGCGACCAACGCCCUCAUGAAGAUGGUCGCCGGUGUCGCGCACCCCGGCCGCCCGAUCGCCAAUCUCUACUUCUCCGCCUGGUCCCACUCGGUCAUCUCGCAGUCGCUCAACCUCGCCUCAGACCUCAAGAUGGGAGAGUACCUCAAGAUCCCGCCCCGUGUCAUGUUCCUCACGCAGGUGUGGGGCACCAUCUUCGGCGCGUUCAUCAAUUAUGUGGUUAUGAUCUCCGUCGUCAACCAGCACCGCAACCUCCUCGUCAACUCGGACGGUAACUCCGCCUGGUCGGGCCAGUACUUCCAGAGCCUGGACAACCAGGCAACGACGUGGGCACUGGCAAAGUAUCUGUAUUCCGCAGGCAAGCCGUACGUCCUGGUCCCUGCUGGUUUGGGUAUCGGCUUCGGCAUCUGUGUCCUCCACUGGGUGAUCGUCAAGAUUCGCCCCGCGAUCGGCCGCUUCGACCUCCGCGAGCUCAACACCCCGCAGCUCCUCGUCUACUCGGGAUACCUCGGCUACAACCAGACCCAGACGUGUAUCAUCUGGUCGACGCUCACCAUCGGCUUCUUCUUCCAGUACUACCUCCGCAACUACCACCCAAGGUUCUUCAAGGACUACUCGUACCUCGUCAUGGCCGGCUUUGACGGUGGUUCGCUGCUGGUGCUGUUCAUUCUCUCGUUCGCCGUGUUCGGUGCCGGAGGACCUCAGAAGCCGUUCCCCAACUGGUGGGGCAACCCAGCCGACGGCUACCCCGACCACUGUCCUUCGACCUAG